AUGGCCGGAACGAAGCGGAAGAGGACUGACCUGACAGCCGGAAUGAGGAAGCGAAUCUGCGUCCGGUUUAAAGAGAACCCGUCUUCCCACCUCGAACUCGCUGAAUGGGCAAAACGGGAGCUAUCCCUGGAUGUAGGAAGGUCAACCAUCACCACUGUACUCAAGGAAGCAGACAAAUGGCUGAAAGUUUCCACGGACGAGUCUAACAGAGUUCGAGCACGACCACCGAAACAUGUGCAGCUCGAGAGAUCCCUGCAGCUAUGGUUCAACGACGUCAGAGCGAAAGGAGCUAUCAUCAACGACGCCAUGCUCACGGAGAAGGCCAAAGUGUACGGAACGCUUCUUGGAAUUGAGGGCUUUAGCUGUUCUGCGGGUUGGCUGAGCCGUUUCAAGAAUCGCAAUGGAAUUCGCAACUUUCAGCUUCAUGGCGAGGCUGCGUCCGUCGACGAGAACACCGUGGCACUGGGUAGAGCUAGGCUUCGUGAAAUUCUGGCCAGCUACAGCGAGGAUGAAAUUUACAAUCUCGACGAAACAGGACUGCUUUUCAGGUUGGGCCCAAUGUCAUCACUUGCAACGACGCAUGCCGCUGGAACAAAGCGUAGCAAGGACGCAUCACCGUAG
Messenger RNA from Ornithodoros turicata, 621 nucleotides. RefSeq names its product tigger transposable element-derived protein 6-like. Bases 1 to 621 code for a protein of 206 amino acids. The transcript is spliced from 2 exons. Gene Ontology annotation, molecular function: DNA binding. NCBI's taxonomy places the organism in Eukaryota, Metazoa, Arthropoda, Arachnida, Ixodida, Argasidae. The record is from RefSeq and is a predicted model, not a curated record. Gene Ontology annotation, cellular component: nucleus.